Melanotaenia boesemani (Boeseman's rainbowfish) is the source of this 2545-nucleotide messenger RNA. Its product is annotated as zinc finger protein 358-like. Gene Ontology annotation, biological process: regulation of transcription by RNA polymerase II. Bases 59 to 1306 code for a protein of 415 amino acids. Gene Ontology annotation, molecular function: DNA-binding transcription factor activity, RNA polymerase II-specific; RNA polymerase II cis-regulatory region sequence-specific DNA binding. Lineage: Eukaryota; Metazoa; Chordata; Actinopteri; Atheriniformes; Melanotaeniidae. The transcript is spliced from 2 exons. The record is from RefSeq and is a predicted model, not a curated record.
UAUCAUCUAAUCCGUUUCCGGUGUUGAUGCCGCAGACGUUUGUGUUUCUAGCUUCAAAAUGACCAAGCUGCAGCUGCUCAGCGUCUACCUUACGGAGCGGCUGACGGCGGUGGUGAAGGAGGUCCUGGACGUGGUGGAGGACACGGUGGCCGAGUACCGCGAGGAGACCGCCAGAACCCGUCGCGAGAACGAGAGCCUGCGGAGGCAGCUGCGGGACAUCCUGCUGCUGGAGGCCGAGACAGAGUGGCUGAGGUCCACCAGGUCCAGUCUGGGAUUUGAGGCUCCAGAUCAACAGUCUGGUGAUGUGGAGCGAAGGUCCAGCUCAGAGGAGCCAGACUCCACCCCGAACCAGCCCAGAUCGCCACCAUCCAACACAGCCCAGCCGUCGCAUGAGCAGCUGGUUUCAGUGCAACUUUUGUCGGUUCAGAGGGAGACACCACCAGUACCGGUACCAGCACCAGUACUUGUACCAGCACCAGUACCGAUUCUCCAGCAGGAGGACAAGAAGCCCACAGAGUCCUGGGAUCCGGUCCUGAAAGCUGAUCCUCCACAGGAGGUGUUGAGGAGAGCGUCAUCUCCCUCUUCUCACUCCUCCCUGGAUCCUCCCCCCUCCUUGGCUCCCAAAGUCCUGGUGGACGUUCCAGAGGUGACGGAGGAGCCGCAGGCCUCGCCACCUGCUUGGAUCAAAACCGAGCCCGAGGACGUGAGCAAAGCUGAACGUAACAUGGACUGUGUGACGGCGAGCGCUCGCGUCGUGGUGGAAGAGUCCAGCGUCAGGAGCAAAGUGGAGGCCGACCGGACGGUGGUGGUGCUCGCAGAUGGAAACAGGAAGUCGGCUGAUGACGGCGCUACCAACGCUGCUGCCUUCUCCCCCGAGCUCGUGCAUCGCUGCCCCCGCUGUGGCGAGGCGUUCGGCCAGGCCGCCAGCCUCCGCCACCACCUGGAGCAGAAGAGGAAGACCUACGCCUGCGACUGGUGCUGCAAGUCUUUCGCCCAGUCGGCCGACCUGCGCCGUCACCUGCGCACGCACACGGGCGAGCGGCCGCACCGCUGCACCUUCUGCUCGAAGAGCUUCAGCCAGCGAGGAAACCUGCGGCGACACCUGCGCAUCCACACGGGCGAGCGGCCGUACAGCUGCCCGUUCUGCUGCCGCACCUUCAGCGAUGGCGACACCAUGAAGAAACAUAAACGCACGCACUCCGGAGAGAAGCCGUACCACUGCGCUCAGUGCUCCAAGACCUUCACCAGCGCCAGCGGCCUGCAGCUGCACCUGAAGAAGGACAUGUGCUUUGUCGCCAACGCCUGAUUGGACGCUUCAUUCAAUUUCACAUGCAGAUCUCCUGAGAAGCUCAGAAGAACCACAUCAAGAGGAAAUCCUCAGUUUCCAAGCGUGACGACAGCCAAUCAGAAUCCUCAGUGUUUCAACUCAGACAGUAGCAUCACUACGACAUCGGCGUGUCAAUACUGUGUCAUUAAAAUAAGAACAGCUGGUUUAUGACCAUUAUUAAGCUGCAAAGAGUCCUCGGUUGGCUCGACGUGAGCGACAGCCAGAACGUCACAAACCAGCAACAUGUCGGUUCUGAUCCAAAACCUUUGAGACCAACAAGUCACAGUCGAGUCCUCGUUAACACCAUGAAAACCGAGUUAAAUGUCACUAAGUCAGGAAAAGUAAAGAUAAAGAAAAUAACCUGCAGUGAUUCGGAUUAACUGAUCGUACGAAAUAUACGUCUCCAGUUUAAAUGACUCGUUGACUUCCACCAAGAACUUUCCAGAACAGACUGGCUUCUCCUGUUGAACUUCUCUCUUUAACAGUUUAGCCCUGACUACCCAGUACUGGCCUUACUCACCCAGGUGGUGGGUGGCCAACUAAACAACAACCAAUGUAAGAGGUGUAAUCAGCGAAAUGCACUUAAAUACCAGACAUACGUGUAAAAGCUUGUCUGCUGUUUUCUUUCUGACCAGCAGGUGUCAGUACAGAGAAAUGAUGCUGCUACACCACAGGAAUACCACUAGAUGGCGCUGUUCACGAAGUACUUCAUUCUAGCACAUAACUUUGUUUAAUAUGUAAACUGAAGGCAGCCGCAAUUGAAACCGUUUUUAACGUAAUUAUCUAGAGAUAAACAUUGUUUUCUUGAUGUAAAGGAAUAAUUUCAGACCUAAUAACGUGGUCCUUGACUGUUAAAACAAAUACUUCCAUACAUGGUGUUAAUCUCAGGUGUAUUAACGAGGGCUGCGUUCCACUUUGUGCAUGUUGGUUCGUUGGUGAAUGUAAACAAAAGGAAAACUUGCUUUAACUGGAUUUCAGCCCUAAUUAAUACACUUGCACUCGUCUUAUUUCACAUAAAAAUGUCUGCAGGAAUGAUUUUACAAUCCGUUUUCAGGGUUUGCAGCUCUACCUCUAAAGUAGCGUGAUAACCAUCUUGGAUACGAUUAAUCAAAAAUCCUAAAAAGAUUCAGCUACUUUAAAUAUUAGAACAACAAGAGGCCCAACCCAAGAAAUAAUAGAAAGAAUUUUUUUUUUUUUUCUUUUCAGUUCCCUCAAGUU